AUGAGUGGAGAAAGCGUGAAGAAGCCCUGGACAGACCUGUUUGCUACCAAUAGAUUGGCGACUCGAGGUAUGAAUCUAAACUACAUACCACCUGUGAUAGUGGAUGGGCAAAAAGUAGUGGAAAUUUUACCUGAGGAUGUAGUUCAAGAUGAUGAGAAAUGGGCUCCAUCAAUAGUAGUUUAUGUGGUGGGAACAACUCCAUCUAUUGGAGCCAUGGAGAGAUUUAUAAUGGGACAGGGUACUUUCUCCACAAAACAUAUAAUCCUAUACCAUGUAGAUGGGUAUUUUGUUGUGAGAUUUGCAAAUGAGGAAGAAAGGGAUAUGGCGUUGUGCUCUGGACCUCACCACCUACUGAGAAGGCAUGUCAUAAUGAAACCAUGGGUUCCGGAGUUCAACUUCAAGGAGGAGAUUCUUACCACCAUCCCAUUGUGGAUUAAACUCCCAAAUCUGCCUCUUAACUAUUGGAAUUCAGUUGUUUUAAGUAAGAUAUGUAGUUGUUUGGGAAAGCCCUUGUACGCAGAUGAAUGUACAACUCAGAUCAGUAGAAUCUCGUUUGCCAGGAUAUUAGUGGAAGUAGAUAAAUGUCUACAAGUGGGGCAUUCAUAUGUGGAAAAACUAGAGGCACCUAUACAGUUCCAAAAGAAAAAUCAGGGACAAGGGCAUAGGAAAGAAUGGAUACCCACCACAAACAAGGAGCAAGGAUAUGAUAAAAAGCAGGUUGAAUCAAACCAACAAGAGAAAUCAACUCAUGAGAAGGAUGAAACAUCACGGGGACAAGGAGAAUGGCAUACUGUUACACAUAUAGCUUCUAUUAGAAGAGAAUCUAGAAAUAUCCAAGAUUCAAGAGGAGGGCAGAGAACUCUACCAGGGGUCAUGAUUCAUGAGGAAGGACAAAUGAGUGGAGAAGGAAGUGGUGGAAUGGAUAUGACAUCUAUACAACCAUCAAUUCAUGAUAGUGACAUGGAAUGCGAGGGGUUUUAA
Solanum stenotomum is the source of this 981-nucleotide messenger RNA. RefSeq lists its product as uncharacterized. The record is from RefSeq and is a predicted model, not a curated record. Bases 1 to 981 code for a protein of 326 amino acids. Lineage: Eukaryota; Viridiplantae; Streptophyta; Magnoliopsida; Solanales; Solanaceae. The transcript is spliced from 2 exons.